AUGAAACCAUUCUUACCUCUAAAUGUUAAUCAAAGCAUUCCAACUGAUAAAAUAGAUUCCUAUAUCUCUUAUAUGGUAUUUAAUGUCAUAAUAAUAUAGUCUUAAGUGUAUAGUGUUUAAUAAUUUAUGUUAAUUCAAGCUCAAAAUUAGAUCAUGUAGGCACAAUUAUUGAAAUUAUAAAGUGGCACUUAAAACUAGAAUGCCAUUUUACAAUAAAAAAUAAGAUAAUUGUUAGAACAGAUUUUAUAAAAAGGAAUAUAGAUUUCUAUAAAAGACUCUAUUCCAUCAUCUAAAAUGCCUAUUUUGGCUAAAUAUAUAGCUAACAUAUUUAUAUAUCUAAUGAAAUAAUGUUCUUCAGAUUAAGAUGAAAUCACAUUGAAUUAUAUAAAGGAUCCAAAUUCAAUUGUUAUAGAUUAAAAGCAAUGGGAUUUAAUAUGUGAAUUAAUCAGUAAAAAGUUAGUUUGUCUUGGAGCAAAUGAUAUAUGUUGUACAAAUGGUAUUGAUUAUAAUUUUUAUAUAGAUUCUUAAAUUGGAAUUAUUAGUCAAUCUUUAUUAUUUAGUAGUAUAAUAAGGAAAGUGAUAUUCAAGAAAUUACAUACUUAAAGUGAGAGUGGAAAUGCUCAAUAGAUAAGUUUUUAAACUUUAAAUGAUUUAUUGGGAUAAGAAAAUAGAUCAGAUGAAUUUUUAUACAAAUUUUUAUGUGAAGAAGACAAGAAUACAAUGACUAAAUAAUCUUGUUAGAUAUCUUUAGAAAAGAUGUUUUAAAAAAGUAAUUAAUACUUUCAUUAAUCAAAUCUAAUUGAGUAAAUAAUUGAGAAUUAAAAAUAAUUUAAUGUAAAUGGAAAUUUUGAGCAUCAUGCUGAAAAGGUAUAAUAAUUAAAUUAUUGUAUUUAGUACUUGAAUAUAAUUAAAAUAUACUAGAAUUGUGAUCAAAAGUAAGUGAUUGAGUAAUUAUUAAAUGGAUUAUUCUUGAAUUCUUAAUAAAUAGAUUGCAAAGAAUUUAUAUUCAAUUCUAAUAGAUUAGAUGAAAAACUUUAAAAAAUCUUAUUUAUGUUUGUGGAUUUAGUAAGAAUAGAAAAUUCAAUUAUCUAAAUAGUAUUGGAAAAUAAAAUGUAAAAUAAUUAUUAAUAUAUUAUAGAUCUGAAGAACCAUAAAAAAAUCCUUUGGAAUAUUAUGCUAGAUUGAUAGAAAAAAUAAAGAAUAAAUGUAGAAGUAAAGAAGAUGAAUUUUGUAAUUGUAAAAGAUGUUAAUGCAUAAAGAGAAAUAGAGAUAGUGCAAGAGAAGCAUAAAAAAGAAAGAGAGAAGCAUUAGAGAAGAUUGGACCACUUUAAUAAGAAUAUGAGAAAAUAAAUAAAAAAGUAAUACAUUAGAGAAUAUUUUAGGUUAAAUUAUUAGAGUUUGACAAUUCUAAAUUAAAGGCAGCUUUAUUUGAAGCUUUAAAAAACCCAGUAAUAGAAAAUAUUAUAAAAACACAAUAUUAAAGUGCUUUUUCUAAUUUAACAAAUAUGAUGUAAUAAGAAUCAUAAGAUAUGUACAAAGAGGAGGAUUAAUCAUAAUCCUGA
Messenger RNA from Paramecium pentaurelia, 1562 nucleotides. The record is from the annotation of a GenBank genome assembly. Lineage: Eukaryota; Ciliophora; Oligohymenophorea; Peniculida; Parameciidae.